AUGAAUCCAGUCAAUGGCACCAUCCCGGUGACCAAGUUCAUCUUGCUGGGUUUCCCCUCCCUGGGCCGGCUAAGCUGCAAUCUCGUCUGUGCCCUUUUUUCCUCCACCUACAUUGCGAUGCUGGCAGGCAACCUGUGCAUGGUGUGGGCCGUCCUGUGGGACCCCCGCCUCCAACUCCUGCCCAUGUACAUCCUGCUGAUGAAUUUCUCCUGGCUGGAGAUCUGCUACAUCACGACCACAAUGCCCCGGAUGCUCUCUGUCAUGAACCCCGGGGUCCCCAUCUCCUCCCAUGCCUGCUUUGUGCAGUUCUAUGUCUUCUUUUGCAUGGGGACGACCGAGUGCUGCUUCCUCGUGGCCAUGGCCUUGGAUAGGUACCUGGCCAUCUGCCAGUCCCUGCGCUACCCCAUCCUCAUGUCCUCCCACAGAUGCUGGGUGCUGGCGGCCUCCUGCUGGGUCACCAGCUUCUUGUGGUUCAUAGUGCCCGUCAUCCUCAUCUCCCAGCUCUCCUUCUGCGUCCUCACCCUGGAUCAUUUAGUCUGUUAUCCAGGCCCAUUGCUGGCUUCCUCCUGCACCCGAGCCCCCCAGGAUGAACUGACCACCUACAUCCUAGCUCCUCAUCACCUUCUUACUCUGACCUCCUACGGGCUAAUCGUCAGGGCAGUGCUCAGGUUGCCCGCAGGGGCUGGGAGGCACAAGGCCUUCUCCACCUGCUCUUCGCACCUGGCCAUCGUGGGUCUCUUCUGGGGCUCUGGCAUGGUCACCUACAUCAGUCCAUCAGCUGCAGGGGGCCACGGGAAGAUGGCGACCCUUUUCUAUGUGCUGGCGACCCCCCUGCUCAACCCACUGAUCUACAGCCUGAGGAACAAGGAGAUGAAGGAUGCACUAAGGAGGAUCCUGCUGGGGAAGCUGUAG
Messenger RNA from Dermochelys coriacea (leatherback sea turtle), 912 nucleotides. Its product is annotated as olfactory receptor 11G2-like. Gene Ontology annotation, biological process: G protein-coupled receptor signaling pathway. NCBI's taxonomy places the organism in Eukaryota, Metazoa, Chordata, Testudines, Dermochelyidae. The record is from RefSeq and is a predicted model, not a curated record. Gene Ontology annotation, molecular function: G protein-coupled receptor activity; olfactory receptor activity. Gene Ontology annotation, cellular component: membrane.